This is a messenger RNA of Phytophthora infestans T30-4, 1488 nucleotides long. RefSeq names its product Glycoside-Pentoside-Hexuronide (GPH):Cation Symporter Family. Lineage: Eukaryota; Oomycota; Peronosporomycetes; Peronosporales; Peronosporaceae. The transcript has 2 exons. Gene Ontology annotation, biological process: carbohydrate transport. The coding region runs from base 1 to 1488 and encodes 495 amino acids. Gene Ontology annotation, cellular component: membrane. Gene Ontology annotation, molecular function: symporter activity. The record is from RefSeq and is a predicted model, not a curated record.
AUGGCCGACAUCAAGUGGACACCGGUGCGCUACCUCUCGUACGGCGUGGGCCACGUGCUCAACGACAUGUGCGCGUCCACGUGGUUCUCGUAUCUCCUCGUAUUCCUGCUACACGCCGUGGAUAUGUCGCCCGUGGACUCGGCCGUCGUCAUGUUCUGCGGUCAAAUCGCAGACGGACUCGCCACUCCAUUGGUCGGAGUCUUCUCGGACAGAUCGUCAGGUCUCCCGUGGCUCGGCUUGGGUCGGCGCAAGACGUGGCUGGCGAUUGGCUCCUUAUUGGUCAUUCUCUGCUUCUUCUUCGUCUUCGGGGCUUGCGCUCCACGCUGGUUUUCGGACUCCCCCAGUCGAAUGGUCUUACUCGUCUACUACAGCGCAGCCGCUAGUAUCUUUAACAUCGGCUGGGCGACAGUUCAAGUCUCGCAUAUGGCCAUGGUGCCUGAGUUAUCAGACGAUGAUAACGUGCGCUGUGUUCUUAACAGCACUCGUUACGCCUUCACAAUUCUGUCAAAUGUGAUGGUAUUUUGUGUCUUCUUAGUGCUUCUCAGAGUUGUAUCACCACUGGGAGUGCCAGAUGCGGAGAAAUUCACUCUGUUAGCGUGCACGUCGCUGCUAGUUGGGGGCAUUUGCACUGUCGUAUUCUUAGCGGGAACGCCAGAGAAAAGCCCUGUGAUGGCCGAUUUGGAAGGCCGUGGACACAGCGCCUUCCCGUGCGAAGGAGACUUGGACGUCCCCGCCGUGGACGUAGUAGGAGCGUCGGACCACAUGACGUGGAGUUGCUGGUUCAAACUCGGCAUGUUCUACGAGGUGGGAAUGGUCUACAUGUGCACGAGACUGGUGGUGAAUGUGACGCAAGUCUUCAUCUCGUUCUACCUCAUUGUGACGCUGCAGAUGUCGGCUUCGUCGAUUGCUAUUGUGCCGCUGUUAGUGUACCUUUCGGGGUUUCUAGCCACGUUCUUCUUACGGUACUUGAACGAGUCGCUUGGACGCACUGGAUCCUUCGCUCUAGGAGCUGGAUUGAUCGUCGUGGCGCUCGUGCUCUCCUACUUUUUGACCCCGGAGACGGCGACGUGGGUGUACCCAUUCUCGAUCAUCUUGGGUAUGGGCAACUCUAUCAUCAUGGUCACGUCGGUGUGUCUGACUGGAGAUUUGGUCGGAAAUAACGUCGAGAGUGGAGCGUUCGUGUACGGCGCUAUGAGCUUCACGGACAAAAUCUCGAACGGUAUUGCGAUCUUGUUUAUUCAGAACACGCGUCAGCAGCUCCAAGACUUGCCGGAACAAGACAGCGAGUUUUUGCGGCAGGUGUACUGCACCUUGCCUUCCCUUGCUGCGCUUGUUGGGCUCUGUACGGUCAUGUUUAUGACGCACUGCAGUGGAUCGAGUGACAGAAGACGACGCAAAGUGGAGAGUGCGUCCAGUAGCCCAGCAGACGAAGCAGAGAUUCUCCUUGGGAACGACGAGUCCAAGUCGAACGGCUACGAUUCGAUCUAG